UUUUCCUGCCCUUCUAUCCAAGAGUGUAGAGAAUUGAUGAUGAUCUGUGCAUUGUGUUAGGUCUGAUCGUAGUUUGACUAGCACAGUCUGGAAGUGGGCUGUGCAGGAUGAGAGAAGCAGCCUAAUUGCUCUUCCUGCAUCAGCAGCAUCUAUACAGCAUCCUGGGAAUUGCUAGCCCGCCCGGUGCUCAGAGCAGCUGGUCACAUGAGCCUGAAUUUUCAGUUCAGUUCAUUAGUCAGCCAUUUUGGUCAACACCCUGCUUACUGCGCACAGCCAAUCCUGUUAGAACUCCGCAUCCCGGAUCGUCUGUGCAGGUCCUGUAGUGAUUUCUGCUGCUCAAAAUUUUUUAAAAUAAAUUGAAAAUAUAGGUUGAUUUUUUUUUGGUAUUUUUUCUUUUGUAUUUUUUUUCUGCACAGAGAAGGAGGAUUUUUUUUUUUCACUUAUUCAUGCUAAUACCAUUUUUUGAAAGACAGCCUUAUAAGACAGCAUUGGGUGUGUAGGAUUUAAGCCUAUAGAUAGCCUGACUUGGAUAAAGGGAAAGAAAGAUAAAAGGAGAGGACGCUGGGAGAAGACAGACACCAUCUAAUUUUGCUGAUAGGAAUUGCCAGUAAGAAAAUAGUGUAGAGUUGAUUGUUUAUUUUGAGCAGUUUUUUCCACAAGGUAUUUUUCUUCUCUUUCCUUUUUUUUUUUUUAAACCUCUCCUAUCCCAUUUUCUAAAAGCUUUGUUUAAGAGCUUGGGAUUUGGGAUUUUUUGAGGGUACAGAGGUCUUAUUUAUUUGUGUGUGUGUGUGUGUGUGUGUGUGUGUGUGUGUGUGUGUGUGUGUUGUGGUCCCAGCUGAGUCAUCAUGUCUGCCCUGACGCCUCCGACUGAUAUGCCAACCCCCACCACUGACAAGAUCACACAGGCUGCCAUGGAGACCAUCUACCUUUGCAAAUUCCGAGUGUCUAUGGAUGGAGAAUGGCUCUGCCUUCGAGAGCUGGAUGACAUCUCCCUGACACCUGACCCAGAGCCUACCCAUGAAGAUCCUAAUUAUCUCAUGGCUAACGAACGCAUGAACCUGAUGAACAUGGCGAAGCUGAGCAUCAAGGGCCUCAUCGAAUCGGCCCUGAACCUGGGGCGGACCCUGGACUCUGACUAUGCACCUCUCCAGCAGUUCUUUGUGGUGAUGGAGCACUGCUUGAAACAUGGCUUGAAAGCCAAGAAAACUUUUCUUGGACAAAACAAAUCCUUCUGGGGGCCUCUAGAGCUGGUGGAAAAGCUCGUUCCAGAAGCUGCAGAGAUAACAGCAAGUGUUAAAGAUCUCCCAGGACUUAAGACACCAGUUGGCAGAGGAAGAGCCUGGCUUCGUUUGGCAUUAAUGCAGAAGAAGCUUUCUGAGUAUAUGAAAGCCUUGAUCAACAAGAAGGAACUUCUCAGUGAGUUCUAUGAAGCCAAUGCCCUCAUGAUGGAAGAAGAAGGAGCUAUUAUUGCUGGUCUCCUGGUGGGCCUGAAUGUCAUCGAUGCCAACUUCUGCAUGAAAGGAGAAGACCUGGACUCUCAGGUUGGAGUUAUAGAUUUUUCAAUGUAUCUCAAAGAUGGAAACAGCAGUAAAGGUAGUGAAGGGGAUGGUCAGAUUACUGCAAUUCUAGACCAGAAGAACUACGUAGAAGAACUCAACAGACAUCUGAAUGCAACUGUGAACAACCUUCAGGGAAAAGUAGAUGCAUUAGAAAAAUCCAACACUAAACUGACAGAGGAGCUUGCGGUCGCCAACAACAGAAUCAUUACCUUACAAGAAGAAAUGGAACGAGUUAAAGAAGAAAGCUCCUAUCUACUGGAAUCCAGUCGGAAGGGUCCUAAACAAGACAGAACUGCAGAAGGGCAAGCACUGAGUGAAGCAAGAAAGCAUCUAAAGGAGGAGACACAGUUACGAUUGGACGUUGAAAAGGAACUGGAACUCCAGAUCAGCAUGAGACAAGAGAUGGAACUGGCUAUGAAGAUGCUGGAGAAGGAUGUCUGUGAGAAGCAGGAUGCCCUGGUGUCUCUGCGGCAGCAACUGGAUGAUCUCAGGGCUCUCAAGCAUGAGCUUGCCUUUAAGCUGCAGAGUUCAGACCUAGGAGUAAAACAGAAAAGUGAACUGAACAGUCGCUUAGAAGAGAAGACUAAUCAGAUGGCUGCCACCAUUAAACAACUGGAGCAAAGUGAAAAAGAUUUGGUGAAACAGGCAAAGACCUUAAAUAGUGCAGCCAAUAAACUGAUCCCAAAACAUCAUUAGACAUUUUACAGUUGGUCACCUCACAAGUCUGAUGUUACAAAAUAACUAAAAGAGGAAGAAGUCAGAAAUUCCUACAUUUAAGCUCUGAUUCUAUAUAAAAUGUCACCAAAAGUUGACCUUGAAUUUGUUGGACUUAAAAAAAAUAGUUGGAUAUACAGGUUGAGUUUUGUUGCUGCUGCUGCUGCUGCUGUUAUUUUCUCCCCCAGAGUUAGAAAUUUUGGUAUGGGUUCCUCAUUAAACAACAAAUAAACUUUGAGAAAUAUUUCUGAGUUGAACAAUAAAUCAAAAGACCAUUUUCAGGAAGCCUGGGGAGCGGAAGCAUUGUCCAUGUGUCCUUGAUAGUGGUCAGACUCUGUAGGUGACCCAUGGCCACAUCAGUGAGCCUGUUGUCUGCAGUGUAAUUAAUUCGUACAGGUGUAACCCGGUGACCUUGGACCUAAAGUAGCUCUGUCUCUUUAGACCGUGACCCCUCUUCUCUUGCCUGUGUAGGUUUAAUCCCCAGCCCAAGGAGAGUAUUUAGUAUUUCAUUACAGUUCUAUUCUCAGUAACCAAGAUUGCUUGCAAUUUAUUUUUUCCUUUAGUGAUUUUGGACAAAAAAAGAAAACAGCACCCUUGCAUUUCUUUAAAGGACGUAGAAACAAAGUAGUAAUUAGGUAGCUCUUAACACUACAGUGUGGAAGCUGACAAACCCCUCUCAACUUGUGUCACCUUCUACCUCUGCCCUUCUCUGUCAUUCUACUUACUGCUUAGGUAGCUCAGAGAGAACACUUUAAUACAAAUACUGUUUUCAAAUCUACCCUGCUUUUCCUCCUGGAUAGAGAGGCCUCAGAGUAGCCACCACUUCCGGCCUGCCAUCCUCACCCGGAACACUUGCCCAAGAGCUUCUAUCACUUUUUCUGUGAUGGGAAUUUGCUAACGGUUCUGGAAAAAUAAUCUAAUUACUAAAAAAAAAAAAUUCAAAUGAGAAAUAAUGUGCUGGCAUUAUUGCUUAGUAUCAAGAUAAAGAUCCUCAAUAGAUAGCCACAGCAAUACUAGCAGGGCUUCUUUUUCUAAGUAACUACAGCUCUAACACUUUCUUGGCUCUACAUUGUAAAUAAUCCUAUAAAUACUUUGAUUUAAAAAAAAAAACUAUUUUUGAUUUGGGGAGGCAGGCUUUUAUAUACACGCGCCUUUACUCCAUCCAAUAGGUUUGACACAAUGCCUGGGAUUUUGUUCCAUGUUUUCUGUCCCUCCUUCUGGCAUGCUCUGUAGCAUUGCCCCUGCUAAAGACAGGCAAAGAUAAUUCCUUUGCUUCAAAUUUUUUACCUUCUUGGCAAACCAGAAUUAAGAGUACAACAGAGUUGGUGUGCUUUUAUAGGUCCUCAAGGGCCUGUGUUAGAGCCAACUUAAUAGAGGAUCCUUGAACUCAUCUAAUCCUUAUAAUCUUGUACCUGUAUAAAUAAAGCUCCUACUGCGUUCUGCUGGCCAUCCAACUUUCAUGAUGACGAGGCACCUUUUACAUGAGCAUUGAAGAGUCGAAACCAGUAAAAGUUAGACUACACGCAGCAUGCCUCUAAAUUCUCCUAUAGAAAGCCUCAAAGGUCUCACCUUGUAAAAAUGCUUCUUUAUAGGUGCAAAGUUAUAAGUCAUUUAGAAGAAAGCAUCCUUAAGAAUCUUCCAGAGCAUAUGGUCAGGAGUCUGUGAACCCCAGUGCUGAGUUCUUUGUCUACCGGGUCACGUAUCACCUGGUAGGAAUGGAAAGGACAGACACAGCCAGACUUUCAGAGAGGCUUGUCCUUAUGGACUCAUGUGAAGCCUGGGUGAGAGUUGCUAGAGGUUACCCUUCAGCUUCCUGUGGUCCAGAGAAGGAUCAGGAAAUCGUGAUAACCCCACAUGACAAGGCAGCUCCACUUGCACAUUGAGCAGUAUGUGGAAGGCAGAAGUAUAAAGUAUCCACCUGUUAGGAAAGAAGGACGGUGGCUUCAGCAUAAAUGCCUGUGUACUUGAGGGUGGUUCUGGAUAUGGAUUUUCAAAAGUGAUGUCUUGUUGUUGAUCAUCUAAUGGCUGUAAACUGUAGUACUAGAAUAAAAAAAAAUAGAAAAUCAGCUCUCCCUCUGCCUGGUUCACCUUCAUCUUGCUUUUCUUUAGAAUUUAUUUCUUCUCCAUCUUUUUCCCCAUCAUAAUUUCUUCCUGUGUCGUGCAUUUUUUUUUUCUCCCUCUGUCUCCCCAUACCUCCUUCCUUGGGCUGUUUUAUUUUGUGUUUGUGAACUUGGUCUUCCUCCCCACCAUGGCUUUUGUUUU
This is a messenger RNA of Cricetulus griseus (Chinese hamster), 4535 nucleotides long. The record is from RefSeq and is a predicted model, not a curated record. Lineage: Eukaryota; Metazoa; Chordata; Mammalia; Rodentia; Cricetidae.